This is a messenger RNA of Salvia miltiorrhiza (redroot sage), 450 nucleotides long. RefSeq lists its product as uncharacterized. Bases 1 to 450 code for a protein of 149 amino acids. The record is from RefSeq and is a predicted model, not a curated record. Gene Ontology annotation, molecular function: zinc ion binding. Lineage: Eukaryota; Viridiplantae; Streptophyta; Magnoliopsida; Lamiales; Lamiaceae. The transcript has 2 exons.
AUGAGUUUCAAUUCCGUCUCCGGUGGUUGUGGAUCGGGCUCUUCGCGUGGUGGACGUCAGUUUCAAGACCAUCAAAAUCCAAGGUUUUGUGAGUGCCAAACUGAUGGAAGAAGGUUGAGGGCUGUGAUAAUGACAUCGUGGACGGAUGAAAAUCCCGGUAGGAGAUUUUAUGGAUGCCGAAAUUGGAAGAUGAAGAAUUGUGGUUAUUUUGAUUGGCUUGACGAACCAAUCAGUGAAAGAGCUAAAGACGUUAUCAAUGAGUUGAAGGUCAUGAAGAAUAAGGAAAGCUCAAGCUUGGAACCGAUGGAUAUGGAGAUUGAAUUUGCCAAGAUUUGGAAUGUCAUUGAAAUGUUGAAAGAAGAUUCAAACAAAAAUAAGAAGAAAUCUAGAUUGGUUACUGCAAUGUUGGUUGUUUCUUGGUUGUUUAUAGCAUAUUAUGCACUAGUUUAG